GAACUUAAUUUCAAAUGGAGGUACUCAAGAUUUGUAUAUACUGCUGCUAACGCUCCAUGCGAAAGUAAGUGGAAGUGGAAAAAGCUCGGAGGAGGUUCUGUUUUAUCGAUGCUUACCGCUUCUCAACUCGAGCUUGCAAGUUCGUUCGGCUUUUUGGAAACUCGUCGCGAGCCGAGGAUUUUCUCAACUGGCGCGUUUGCGAACCUGAACGAGCAUGGAUCACAUGUUGCCCAGCCCGGGGUUCAGCAUCCCCAGCAUAGGCACGCCUUUGCACCAGCCGGAGGAGGACCAGCAGAUCCUGCCGACUGCACAGGCUCAGCAGCAGCAGAGUUCGCAGCAGGCUCCGCUCCAGAUGCCUCCACUCUUGCCAAUACAGUCCAACCUUACCUCUGCACACAAGUCGAUGAGCAACUAUGGGUUCACCACUCCGCAGAGCCUUAUGCAGCCGCAAACCCCUCAAACAUUGAUGUCCCCUAUGAUACACAAUUUGGACCAACCACCUAGCAUUAUCAAUCCAACGACCCCCGGACCGAUGACGCCUAUGACACCAACUUCAUCGGAGCCAGGGAUCACCCCUCAAUUACAGAAUAUAGUCUCAACUGUCAACCUUGGCUGCAAGCUCGACCUGAAGAAGAUCGCUUUGCACGCGAGAAACGCAGAGUACAAUCCAAAACGUUUUGCGGCAGUAAUUAUAAGAAUUCGAGAGCCGAGGACGACAGCUUUGAUUUUCAGCUCGGGCAAAAUGGUCUGCACGGGUGCAAAGAGUGAGGACGAUUCGAGACUAGCAGCGAGAAAAUAUGCCAGGAUUAUCCAAAAACUUGGAUUUCAGGCUAAAUUCCUUGAUUUUAAAGUACAGAAUAUGGUCGGAAGUUGCGAUGUUAAAUUCCCAAUUAGAUUAGAAGGUCUUGUUUUAACGCACGGGCAGUUCAGCAGUUACGAACCGGAAUUGUUUCCCGGAUUGAUUUACAGGAUGGUAAAGCCGAGGAUAGUUUUGUUAAUAUUCGUUUCAGGAAAAGUGGUACUAACAGGAGCAAAGGUCUGCCGAGAGAUCUAUGAGGCAUUUGAUAACAUUUACCCCAUACUGAAAAGUUUCAAGAAACAAUAGUUUAAAAAAAUUCUUUUGUUUUGUUUUUGAAAAAAGUUAUAAAAACAAUUGUAAGUCUAUUCUUGUUAGUUCAAGACUGCUGUAUAUAUUUUUUAAUCAUUGUACUUAUACAUAUUUAUAUUUUUGUCUAAUAAAGAAAAUUGUAUAUAUGUU
Molecule: messenger RNA, 1258 nt
Organism: Cimex lectularius (bed bug)
Lineage: Eukaryota; Metazoa; Arthropoda; Insecta; Hemiptera; Cimicidae
Gene: Tbp
Product: TATA-box-binding protein
Exons: 6
Coding region: 215-1105 (296 amino acids)
Biological process (GO): DNA-templated transcription initiation
Molecular function (GO): DNA binding; RNA polymerase II general transcription initiation factor activity
Source: RefSeq, a predicted model, not a curated record